Cryptococcus deneoformans JEC21 is the source of this 936-nucleotide messenger RNA. RefSeq names its product expressed protein. Bases 193 to 798 code for a protein of 201 amino acids. The record is from RefSeq and is a predicted model, not a curated record. NCBI's taxonomy places the organism in Eukaryota, Fungi, Basidiomycota, Tremellomycetes, Tremellales, Cryptococcaceae. The transcript is spliced from 5 exons.
CUGCUGAUGUAGUGCGGCAACCUGGCUUUCCAUUUACUCUCAUCUUCGCCAGUUACCACGACCUCUUUUUUCGGAUACCUACAUCCGGGAGAAGGAAAGAUGCGAGGAAAACGUGCGGGAUUAUGAGUGGGACUCGGAUCAGGUCGGCUUCUCAUCUGUUCCCCUCCGCUCGCCCAUGUUGUAUAUGAUAUCAUGUCGUCCUUCUCAUAUUUGCGAUCAGGAGGAGUUGAAGUGAUGAUGCCGGAUCAGAGGCUGGUGGAGCAGGAACGAAAGAGAAGGGAAGUGCGCUCAGAGGGACCGCCGCUCAACAUUCGUGAACCAAUGUCCGAUGAGGAGAAAGCGAUGAGUGGUCCAAAUUAUCAAGCAAUUGCAGGGCAAUACAUGGGAUCUAAGACCCUAAUUGCGAUAUACUAUCUUUGUCUUGCGAACUGCUCCAGUCGUAUAAUACGGCUAGAUAUGUUCUCAAAACGUCUCACAUCUGCCCACCCCUUUCGACAUUAUCCCUCACGAUUUCACAUCAAAGGUCAGCCACUGUCCACCUUUCUCCUCAGUUACCUGGAUCUUAAACAUUCGCCUAUGGUCGUUUCUACCACUCGAGAAACGAUGAAUCAGUUUUGCGAACGACACAACAUGACAAGCGCCAUCAUUAACCAUGCAAGCAUAAAAACAUUGUGUCUAUUGGGUUCUGCUGAUGUAAGAAGGGCCGCUUUCCGGCUGAUGGAUGACCUAUUGAAACACAUCAUCGAUAAUUCCAGUCUGGUUGCCUCAGUUGGAAUGAGUUCAAAGUGGGCAGGAUGAUUUUUAAGGAAUAGGCUGCCAGAUCGCAUCUGCAUGCAUUGGUAUUGAAUAUACGGCUGGGAAUAGGAUUGGGUUGAAACUGGAUAAGUAAUUAGUUAUCUUAAAUAUUAGUCAAUCGAUGAAAUCGAUGAUGAAUUU